Bactrocera neohumeralis is the source of this 2681-nucleotide messenger RNA. RefSeq names its product putative fatty acyl-CoA reductase CG8303. Gene Ontology annotation, biological process: long-chain fatty-acyl-CoA metabolic process. The coding region runs from base 347 to 1951 and encodes 534 amino acids. The transcript has 7 exons. Lineage: Eukaryota; Metazoa; Arthropoda; Insecta; Diptera; Tephritidae. Gene Ontology annotation, cellular component: peroxisome. The record is from RefSeq and is a predicted model, not a curated record. Gene Ontology annotation, molecular function: alcohol-forming very long-chain fatty acyl-CoA reductase (NADP+) activity.
GCGAUCAGUCACAAUCCAACGUGCGGUGGUUAAGGCUGCUCUUCGGAGCACAAGCAAUCGAGCAUACUCAAAUCGUGAAAAAUCUAUUGAAUACAAAUUGGUUCCACAAAAAUAAAAACGCAAAACAACUAAGCAGGAAAAUAAAAGAAAACUUGGAAAAACAAUUCGCUUCAUAUCCAAAACCUCUCUGGUCGCUGCCUGUUAACGAGCGUUGCUUGCCUACACGUGAUAUCAGCUAUUGACCGUUACACCAAUAUCGCCUUGACUUUGGUUCGCCUUUACUCUGCUUAGUACCGCCACUUUGUAAGCAUUCACAUUGGCGCCGCCAACAAAUCUCAAUUAUACGAUGGCUGUCAUCAGUGAUCAUGGCAGCAGUACCGAGGAGUUGGCGCUCAAAGAACAAAAUGAGAAGAAUCUAAAGAAUAUCGGCACAGUGCCAGAGUUCUUUGCGCAUAAGAACAUUUUCCUCACUGGCGGUACGGGAUUUCUGGGCACAGUGCUGAUUGAAGAACUGCUAGAUACACACCCCGACAUUGGUACCAUCUAUGUACUGGUUAGAGGAAAACGCAACUUCGAUCCCAAUGAGCGCAUAAGUCGUUUGCUGCAGAAGCCGAUCUUCCAGAAGUUCAAUGAGAAGUCACUCGCUAAAGUCGUGCCCAUUGUUGGUGAGCUGAGUGAAGUGAAUUUCGGCUUCAACGAGGCAGUAUUAAACGAGCUCAUCGAUAAAGUGAAUGUGAUCUAUCACAGUGCCGCCACGAUCAAGUUCAGUUCACCACUACGUACGGCCAUUAAGACGAAUUUAACCGGCACAAUGCGCACCAUUGAACUGGCAAAGAAAUUGAAAAAUCUCUCCGCCUACAUUUAUCUGUCCACCGCGUUUUGCAAUAGCAACAACCGUGGCCUAAUUGUCGAAGAAGUCUACAAAUCACAAUUCGAUCCGUAUGAUAUGAUGAAAAUGGCUGAGGAUGAUGCUAAAUGGGAAGAUUUCACAGAUGAAAAAUGUAAGGAGAUCAUACGAGAUCACCCCAAUACGUACACAUUCACAAAGAAUCUAUCGGAGAAUUUACUAAUGGCAGAGAUGUCGGGAUUGCCGGCGGCAAUUGUGCGGCCAUCGAUUGUUUACGGCACCUGGGAACACCCAAUGAAAGGCUGGGUCGGCAAUGCAAAUUCUGGUCAUCUCGGCUAUUUGGCCGGCUUCGUAAAGGGCAUCUUUCGCACCAUGUGCGGUCGUGCCGCCUCUGUCAUCGAUAUUAUACCAUGCGAUUUUGUGAUCAAUUCGUCGCUAGUUAUGGGCUGGUAUGUGGGUACGCAUCCAUUGGAAAAACCCGAAGUGAUACACUGUACAUCGGGCGAAGUGAACCCGCUAACAUUGAUCGAAUUAUGUAAUAUAAUGAAUGAGAGCGUCAAACGGCAUCCGCCCAAUAAUUUCGUUUGGAAGCCAAGUACAAAAUUGCGUAAUGGUUGGCGUUAUAAACUCUUCUUUUACCUCUUUCACAUAUUACCCGCGCUCGCUUAUACCAUACCAGAGAAAUUGUUCGGUAUUGGCAUGCCACAGCACACCGCCUACGAGUAUAUGCGCGUCUUUCACAAGGGCACCAAAGCGUUCGACUACUUCCUCGACAAAGAUUUUCGCUAUUCAUUAAAGAAUGCUCUACGCAUAAUGACGGUGAUGCAUGAGAGUGACAAGAAACGUUAUAACUUCGAUUCUAGCACGUGCGACUGGUCCGAGUUCAUAGAUCGCUGUUUGAUCGGUGUGCGACGUUUCUACUUUAAGGAGGCUGCAGAGACCACCAAAUGGCAUCGCAUGUAUUGGAGAGUUUUCAAUAUCAUACACUAUCUUGGCUUCUUCGUGCUCUUCCUCGUUAUCUUCGGCAUUUGCGCACUGCUCUUCGGCCUAACUAUUGGACUUACAUUAGCGCUGGCUAUUUGGGGUUUUCUGGUGUGGUUGUGAGCGAACGAGGAUAAACUACUAGAGCAAAAACAACAAACUCUUAUUCUACAACUAUCAAAUUCACUUCGUUGCAUGUAAAAGCGAGGAAUGGGAGAAUUUUCCAAAGCCUGCUACUUUUUAUAACAUUAUAGUAUACCACGACGAUAGAGUCAUGUUCUACAUGCCUAUAUAUUUGUGGGCGUCUAUAUUAGUAUAAUUUUUAAUUUUAAUUGUUUUAACUAUGUAAAUGUAACAAAAUAGUUAUGAGUACAAGUCAUUGUUAGAAGCCAAGGGAAACAAGCAAUUUACAUAGCAAUACAAAUACAUAUAAACAAGAUAUUAAACUAUAAAAAUAUAUAUACAUAUAAAUUUGUUAUACUUAUAAAAAUACGUAUUUUACUUACUUUUGUUUCUAAAGUACAAAAGUUCAUAGUGAAGCAAACGAAUUACUCUUAAGAACACAAUAAAAGCUAUUUUCUUAAAAAUACGUAAGCCAAAUUAAAUGUUUUCAGGAAAGUACAGAUAUAAAUAAUAUUUUUUACAGUUGCAAAUAUUAAACGAAACAAAAAACGAUAAACAGCCUACUAGACAUAAAAUAUGAUUUCUUAGCAACAACAAAAUAGUUCCAUAAAAACGAACCGAUUAAGUUUUAGUUUUUAGCAUAACUACAUAUAUAAAUAUAUAUAAAUUUGUAUGCUGUGCAAUUUACCGAUAAUAAAUAUAAUUAUAUACCAUAAUAUGAAGAAACUGA